UUGCAGUGUCGACUCCGUGUUUUUCAGUGAUCUGGAUGUGCUGUCAUUUCCUCCAUCCCCCAUGGGGGCACCAAAACCUUUAACUGCACAGGAAUGACUGGUCGGAUGUUGACCGUGAAGAUCAGCACCUCAUACGGCAUUCUGACAAUGUGUGAGCUAGAAAUAUAUGGAGAACCGGCUGCUCCCUCGCCAUCCUUCAGCGCAGUGGUGAUGGGACGGAGAGGAGCCGAUGUGCAGAAGAAGCUGUGCUGGUCGGAAGCCUUGUUGUACUGCAGGGAGCACUACUGGGACCUCCUCAGCGUUCGCAGUGAGCAGGAGCAGAGAGGUUUGGAGGCAGUGUUAAAAACACAACCUUCCUGGCAAACGAUUGCUUCCUCCGUUGCUUCCGGACAUGUGUGGCUGGGACUGCGCAGGUGUCUGAUGGGGAGCUCGUGGCUUUGGAUGUCUGGUGCUUCUCUGAGCUACAUUUACUGGAAAGAACAACAAAUCUGGCAGGUCACAAGUCCCUGCGGUGGCAUGGACGCUGACGACUCGUUCUACUGGAGAAAUUUUCUGUGUGGAGAACACUUCUAUUUCGUCUGCUUGAAAGAAUUUGAGGAAAACGGGAAGCGUGUGGAAUUCUACAGUUUCACCAGACAGACCCGGUUGCACCUGCAGUUUUUUUUUUUUUGUGAAGCCGUUGACGUCAGCUGGAAACGGCACAGGUCUCCGCCGCGCGGCGGCAGCGGUGCCCCAACAGGCGCAGCGUCCGUCCAGCGCGCAUCGCAGGCGGCUGCCGCAUUCCGCCAGGUUCCCGCGACGCGCCUCGACUCCCUCUCUCCAUUCCCACGCAUGCACCCUCCGCUUCGGCCGUGA
This is a messenger RNA of Gambusia affinis (western mosquitofish), 855 nucleotides long. Its product is annotated as macrophage mannose receptor 1-like. The transcript has 6 exons. Bases 94 to 855 code for a protein of 253 amino acids. Lineage: Eukaryota; Metazoa; Chordata; Actinopteri; Cyprinodontiformes; Poeciliidae. The record is from RefSeq and is a predicted model, not a curated record.